AUUAAAAAGAAAGUCGAAAAGAAAAGAAAGAAAAGCAUAAUUUAUCUUCUUCCCUUAGAAAAUUCCCUCUUCGGCAAAAAAUAAUUUUUGGAUCAAAUAUGCUUCUCCUUUUCAUGUAAGAGCACAAGCAAAGAAACAGAAGCAACAGCAGAGAUGAUAACUUAAAACAUCUCCCCUCCCCUCCUCUCCUCCCCCCUCAACCAAAACCCUAGAUCUCCAUUCUCGAUUUCUCUGAGUCGUCUUCACCCUAAUUUCAGAUUCUCAAAUUAACACUCUUCUUAGAUUUCUUUUCUCAAUUCGAUGGGAAUCAAUCAAAUUAGGUUAUCAAUUUCUGAUAAUCGUUGAUUGAACUUCAAUCUCUCUCUGCUUAAACUCAGCUCCUCCUGCUGCUGUUGUUGGUGGUGGUGAUUAAAUUUUAGGGUUAAACAUUUGAUUUUUUUGAGUUCUUUUUUUUUUGAUGGAGCCUCGUGUGGGCAACAAAUUCAGACUUGGUCGUAAGAUCGGUAGCGGAUCAUUUGGAGAGAUCUAUUUGGGUACUAAUAUUCAGACGAAUGAAGAGGUUGCAAUUAAGCUUGAAAAUGUCAAGACAAAGCAUCCCCAAUUGCUUUACGAGUCAAAGUUAUACAGACUCUUACAAGGAGGAACUGGAAUUCCAAACGUGAGAUGGUUUGGUGUUGAAGGGGACUAUAAUGUUCUCGUGAUGGAUUUACUUGGACCUAGUCUUGAAGAUUUAUUCAACUUCUGCAGUAGGAAACUUUCUCUGAAGUCUGUUCUGAUGCUUGCAGACCAGAUGAUCAAUCGUGUUGAAUUUGUACACGCCAAAUCUUUUCUACAUCGAGAUAUUAAGCCAGAUAAUUUCCUCAUGGGGCUGGGAAGGCGUGCAAAUCAGGUGUAUGUUAUUGAUUUUGGUUUGGCUAAGAAGUACAGAGAUACUUCAACGCACCAACACAUUCCAUAUAGAGAAAACAAGAACUUGACAGGAACUGCUCGGUAUGCAAGCAUGAAUACUCACCUCGGCAUUGAACAAAGCCGGAGGGAUGAUUUGGAGUCUCUAGGAUAUGUUCUUAUGUAUUUCCUCAGAGGAAGUCUUCCCUGGCAAGGACUUAAAGCUGGAACUAAGAAACAGAAGUAUGAGAAAAUCAGUGAAAAGAAAGUUUCAACAUCUAUUGAGGCCUUGUGUCGGGGAUAUCCUACAGAGUUUGCAUCGUACUUUCAUUACUGCCGUUCACUGCGGUUUGAUGAUAAGCCAGAUUAUGCCUAUCUGAAAAGAAUAUUUCGUGAUCUUUUCAUUCGUGAAGGCUUUCAGUUUGAUUAUGUGUUUGACUGGACCAUUCUGAAGUAUCAGCAAUCACAAAUUGCUACCCCUCCUUCCCGUGCUCUUGCUCCCCUGGCAGGCCCAAGCGCUGGAGUGCCUCCACCUGUUGCCAAUGUGGAAAGACCGUUAGGCGGUGAAGAAGGAAGACAACCAGGUUGGUCUUCAACAGCUGCUCACGAUGCUCGCAGGAGAGUCUCAGCCCAAGGUAUAAACGCAGGAAGCCUGUCUAAGCAAAAAAGUCCAGUAGCUAACGAUUCAGCUGUCACUAAAGAUCCUAUGUUAUCUGGCUCAACUUUUUUGGGAAGAUCUGGUGGUUCAUCAAGGCGUGUUGCUGUUUCUAACAACCGGGAUGCAGUUGUUGGUAGUGAAUCUGACCCAUCUCGUCCUCGAACCACCGAAGGAAGCUCAGGAGCACUACGCAAGGCUUUAGGUACACCUCAACAGAGAGCUUUGAAUGUUCUGUCGUCAGAUUCCAAGAGGACAUCUUCUGGUAGGAUCUUAUCUAACUCCAAGACUUAUGAGUCUACUCUGAAAGGCAUGGAGUCUCUGAAUUUCGAUAAUGAUGAGAGGUUGCAGUAUUAACUGAGCACUUCGCCAUCUCUCUCUCUCACUUUCUCCUCUCAAUCCGUCUCUUCCCUGUAAAUCAUAAACUGAGGUACUGCUAUUACGGUUGGAGCACCGGUUGGGAAUAAACCAGAGAAGAAAAUUAUAAUCAAACUCCAAAAACGAAGAGAAAACCCGACUGAAGAACUUUUAGUAUACAUAGCAUUUCCUUGGGUGUGUUUUUUCAUUUAUUUAGCUUCUCUUCAUGCAUCUGUCCCUCUGCUGCUAAGGGUUCCUUCUUAAGUUUUUUUUUCUUUUCCUGUCUUUCACCUCAUUAGUAAAUCUAUGUUUGUAUGGACACAUUUCUAACACUUCUGGCAGCAUCUAAAUGUAGCAAUUUGUACCGAUUCUUUUGUGGGUUUGGAAGAUAAACACUCUUUGAACACUGCAAGAAAAAGUGGAUACGAUAGUGUUGAUUUCUAUUAUGAUUCCCAUUUUAGAUUUUUUUUC
Messenger RNA from Papaver somniferum (opium poppy), 2368 nucleotides. Its product is annotated as casein kinase 1-like protein 2. NCBI's taxonomy places the organism in Eukaryota, Viridiplantae, Streptophyta, Magnoliopsida, Ranunculales, Papaveraceae. Gene Ontology annotation, biological process: peptidyl-serine phosphorylation; endocytosis; signal transduction. The transcript is spliced from 14 exons. Gene Ontology annotation, cellular component: cytoplasm; nucleus. Gene Ontology annotation, molecular function: ATP binding; protein serine/threonine kinase activity. The record is from RefSeq and is a predicted model, not a curated record. The coding region runs from base 458 to 1897 and encodes 479 amino acids.